Messenger RNA from Aspergillus calidoustus, 3180 nucleotides. The record is from the annotation of a GenBank genome assembly. NCBI's taxonomy places the organism in Eukaryota, Fungi, Ascomycota, Eurotiomycetes, Eurotiales, Aspergillaceae.
AUGGGAGAUAACCUCUCUGAGGCGGACAAGAUCCGCAGCAAACGCCUCGCCAAACUUUCGAAUCCAUCACCGUCCGCGCAAUCGGGCAGUGGUGAGCCGUCAUCCGCGGCGCCGGAAACAUCACAACAACAACCUAGUAGGAGCAACACUCCGUUAUCCACAUCAAGACAGGGUCCGCAAGAAGGAUCGGAAGAGAAACGAAUCAAGAUUACACCAUCGACCUCCACGCCUGCCCGACCACAACCCUCCCUCACCCCCGUCUCAAACACUCCCCCCCCCGCAAAGGCAGAAGACACGCUCGAAGCGUUUGAGGACAGAACAUUAUGCGCCGUAUUCAAGUUGACGUUAAAUGAGGACCGACAGAAGGAUAUACAUGGGCAGAGAUUGACGUUUCUUCCUGGGCUGCGCAGCGAAUUACAAGACCAGGGCCGAAGUUUGCGUAUAGACGCCUCUGUUCUUGACCAGGCUCUUCUGGAGGCUGCAUCUAGCCAACCAGAGGGUAAACCGCUGGACUAUUUAUUACCGUGCUGGAAGCGGAUAACGAGGCUGCACAAGGGGUUUCGACGCGCUCGAGAAGACGACCCCAAAUUUCAGGCGAUCUGCGAGGCUAGGCGCUUGUGUAUGAGCUACUGCAUCUUCGCUCUCACGAUGCCGGAGAUGUUUGGGAUCGAUCCCACCGGGCUGUCGCCCAUCAAGCCCUAUCUCCUCCUGGAACCCGAAGAUGACAAAGGAGUGGAUCUUGAGUUCCUUGGUGAAGCUGUCAAGAGGUUUGAGGAGGAUGAGUCCGUUAAGCCGGCCUUUAUCGCCGCUGUUGAGGAGUUAAGCCGGGAUCUCUCCUCCAUGGGCAUUGGCGAUGAUUACAAGCCAUAUGUGACAGCCCUGCGAAACCUCGUGCGUCAUUCUGUCAUUGCUGUGGCAAUCACAGAGUCGGAAGUCUUCAACGCGUCGCGGGAUCCCGUGUCAUUCGAGAAGGACACCCUUCUUGGACCGUGGUUUCGCUUGUCACCCUUACAACGUGAUGCUACGCUAUCUUUCUUUUCAAGUCCCAAGACAAGGGAUCAAGCAUACAUCCUGAAUGCGCAACGGUCAGUUCGCAUGGUUCAGCAGCUCAUCAGCUCUGAUCUCUUAGAUGUUAUGAACCACCUGGUCAGGGCGUCGCCAGAGGCGAGAAAUAGAGUUUUGGACUGGUUCGCGACUGCUUUGAACAUCAACCAUAAAAUACGGGCAAUGCAAGUAGACCCAAACACUGUUGCUUCUGACGGCUUCAUGUUCAACCUUACCACGUGUCUUGAUCAGCUCUGUCAGCCUUUCAUGGAUGCGAAUUUCACCAAGGUUGAUAGGAUUGAUAUCGGGUACUUACACCGGAACCCUCGUGUUGACAUCAAGGGCGAGACUAAGAUCAAUGCUGAUCAGCAUGCUUCUGAUGCUUUCUAUGCUAAAAAGUCGGAAGGCACAUCUAACUUCAUUACCGAGAUUUUCUUCCUCACUGUGGCCGCCCAUCAUUAUGGAAGCGAGUCAUUAACCUCUAAGCUGGAGACGCUGGAGCAAGAUCUCAAACAUCUAGAAUCAACACUUGCCAAGUUUGAGGCAGAGCGGCAUAAAUAUGUGAACAACCCAUUGCAGCUUAGGCUCUUCGAGACUCAUUUGAAGAAGUACAAGGACCGAGUGGAUCUGGGAUACGCCCUGAAAUACAGCCUUCAGGGGGUGCUGUUUGACGAUCAAUGGCAAUUCCGCUCAAUGACAUUUAUGCGCUAUGUCAUCGUCUGGUUGCUCCGGGUAGCCUCCGGAAAAAACUUUCCAAAGGAACAAAUCUCUUUACCUCUUCCGGAAGAACCAUCGGAAUCUUUCAGGUGUCUUCCUGAGUACUUUGUGGAUGAUAUCGUCAGCAACUUCAAGUUCAUAAUGUGGAGCAUGCCCCAAAUCGUUACUGCUGCGCAGGGCGACGAGCUGGUUAUGCUGUGCAUUGCAUUCUUGGAGAGCUCGGAUUACAUCAAGAAUCCUUAUCUCAAAGCGGGUCUCGUCUCAAUCUUGUAUCAAGGAACAUGGUCUCGCCCUGGUGGUGGAACCGGCGUCUUGGUGGAUCUACUCAACUCUAUGCCUUUCGCUAACGAGUAUUUGCUGCAUGCUUUAAUGAAGUUCUACAUUGAAGCUGAACAUACAGGUACACACAACCAGUUUUACGACAAAUUCAACAUUCGUUACGAGAUUUUCCAGAUCAUCAAGUGUGUUUGGCCCAAUACGCUUUACCGGACGAAGCUGCUCAACCAGGCCAAGCGGAACCUGGACUUUUUUGUUCAAUUUGUCAACCUGCUCUUGAACGAUGUUACCUAUGUUCUAGAUGAGUCAUUUGGCAGUUUCAAGAUAAUCAACACCACGCAACUGGAGUUGCGCAAUGAAGGAGCUGGCAUGGAUCCCACCGUGCGCCAGGAGAGAGAAGGGCGACUCGCGUCGGCACAACGGACUGCGAAAAUGUACAUGCAGCUGACGAACGAAACCGUUGCUAUGCUCAAGCUUUUCACAGAAACACUAGCAGAGUCCUUCACCAUGCCAGAAAUCGUGCAGAGAUUGGCAGACAUGCUUGAUUAUAACUUGGACGCCAUGGUGGGACCGAAGAGCUCCAAUUUGCGCGUGGAAAAUCUGAAUGAAUACGGUUUCAGACCACGAGCCUUGUUGAGUGAGAUCGUCGAUGUAUACCUGAAUUUGAUGAACAAGCAGAACUUCAUCGUCGCUGUUGCACGAGACGGACGCUCAUACAAGCCUGCUAACUUUGAGAAGGCGACUGAAAUUUUGCGAAAGUGGUCAUUGAAGUCUCCUGAGGAGUUGAAGCGCUGGGAUCAGCUUCAAAUCAAGGUGAGAGAGGCCAAGGAGGCGGAUGAGCAGGAGGAACAGGAUCUAGGAGAGAUUCCUGAUGAGUUCUUGGACCCCUUGAUGUACACACUGAUGCAAGAUCCUGUCAUCCUUCCUGCAUCGAAGAUGUCCAUUGACCGGGCUACCAUACGUUCUCAUCUCCUGAGUGACCCGCAUGAUCCGUUCAAUCGAGUUCCACUGAAGAUGGAGGAUGUUACGCCUGAUAUUGGCCUCAAAGCGAAGAUCGAGGAAUUCAAGAGGCAAAAGUUGGCGGAGCGACGAGGGGAACAGGGCCAAGUGGCGGUUGACAGCAUGGACACGUCUACUGGCUGA